GAGUUCCGACCUGAGUCCCUUUGUCAAACAGCUCGCCUCAAGCGACCGCACAAUCCGCGACCGCGCCCUCUCUUCCCUCCGCACCUACCUCUCACGCUCCAAACCCUUCACGUCCCUCGACCUAUUGAAGCUAUGGAAAGGUCUUCACUACUGCAUGUUCAUGUCCGACAAGCCGCGCAAUCAACAACGCCUCGCGCGCGACCUCGCUGCUCUCACAGACGUCCUCGCGUCGGAGAAUGUCUUGCCCUGGAUAGAGGCGUUUUGGAAGACGAUGGCGCGAGAAUGGGGUGGUAUCGAUAGUCUGCGAAUGGACAAGUAUCUCUACCUGGUCAGGUGUUAUGUGAACAAGGGGUUCGAAGUUGCGAGCAGUGAGAAGAAGAAAAAGAAGAGCGCGAUAAGUUGGAACAGGUAUUUGGAGGUGCUGGAAGCCGACGGCGGGCCACUGAGUGUGAGGGAUGUGAAAGUGCCUGUGGGGUUGAAAUUGCACGUUCUGGAUGUGUGGGUGGAUGAAUUGGAGAAGGUUGACGGGGAACAGAAGGAUGGAGGGUGUCCUGUCGAGGAGGUGAUGAAGCCUGUGCAGAAACUACAAAAAGACAGCUUGGUCAAGAGUGUGAGGAUGAGGGCGAAGGAGAGUUUGGAGGAUGAGAGGUUGCUGGGAGGGAAGAGGUGGAGGACUGCGGAGGAUGGGAGUGUUGAGGAUGGAAGGAAAGCUCAAGACGAAGAGAUGGAAGAUGAAGAUGGUCAAGUCGUGGGUGAAGACGACGAUUUUGGCGGUUUCGACGAUUGAGACGGCCCGAGGAGGUUCCCUUCAGCUAUUGUGCGUUCUUCAGCGAGGGCGUUUGGCGUGUCUUAUCGGUCGGCAUCGAAAUCAAGUCCCGUGCUGCGAAACAGCAGUGAAACGAACUGGAUAACGCCUGCCUUUCCUUCACUUCCUCCCUCGUGAAGACCAGAACAACAGUUUGCUAGGACAAUAUCUCAAUAUGCGUCCACUGCCCGCCACAUUCUCUUCUGACCUGAAAUUUUCAAAACACCUCCACGUAACUAGCAUCAUGCCAGCGCGCAAGCCCCGACCCAAGACCACUGGUAUAGAUCAAGACGGCGAAUAUCCCAACUCCAUUCGCCAACGCAACGACCAGGUGUCUUUUCUUGACCUUCCCGGCGAAAUUCAGAACCAUGUGCACUCGGCCGUUCUGGAAACCUGCGGCGCAUAUCUAACCCUAGACCUCCGCAUCGCCAUGCCCUCAAACUGGAGUCUCGUCAGCAAACAAAUCCACGGAGAAAUGCUCGGCCAAGCCAUGUAUUGUCUUACAGUGCGGGUUGCUGAAUUCAAAUUCCCGAGAGUCAUCACUUUCCUGAAUCGACUACCAGAUAGAGACAUCAAAUUACUGAAGCCGAGGAAAGGCGGCGACAUGGUGAAGAAAAAGCCUAACGCAGCAACUUUGAAAAUCGAGCUCACCUUUCCCAAUCCUACUGAUCUACCAAUUCGUGGUUUCGCCUUUCUCCAACGCUGGCUCAACCGCUUCAGCAAUGCAAACAAACGCGCUUCCGAACUCGAAAUCAGCUAUGUCGGAACUUGCACAGAUCUCAUAAUGCUCCGAUUUGUAUCAAUCGCACUUCGGGAAAUUCCCGGCCCUGUGGACGAGGUGGGCAAGUUGCAUUUCCGGAAGAUUAAGGAUGCGGUGACGAAGAAUUGGCAAGAGGUGUAUCAGUAUGAGACGGAGCGUCUCGAGGGCCUGGACCAUAGUGAAGAUUGCAUGAAGUUGGGUUUGCCCAGGUGUGGGAGUUGUAUGUCCCUGGCUAGGAUUUUGAGGAAGACGGGGCUGCCGUUUGUGAUCCCGUGAGGUACUGUAGGUGAGAUGGGAUUGAUGGAGAUUGGGAACUCGUCGGUCUGGAUGAUGCUGCCCAUCAUCCGAAAUGAUCCAAUACGGUGGAUGUGUAAUUGCAAUUGCUGGCCACGCUGAGCGCUUCUUCGUGUACUUUGCGAGAUCAGACACCGGCCAAGACGUUGCAAGUACAUCUCCGCAUAGGGGGCGAUUCUCCAGAUUACAAGCCCAGGGCGUAGCAGCAAGUAAAACUUCUCGUCGAAUUCAGACUCCCUCUGUGUCGGCUAUCAGCAAACACAAGGGUCAAAGAGAGAGAUGAUUCCGAAUGUUUACGUGUAUAAGCAUUCAUAUUAUCUUGGUCAACAUGGAGAAGAGGAUAAGUGCACGAGAUACUGACUUUAUGCGCAGACAUACGGAUCGAGUACAAUCAGGAGUACGAACACAAGAAGAAAGCGGUCGACAAUUCAAAUCAAAUACGAUUCAUUCUAGA
Sphaerulina musiva SO2202 is the source of this 2313-nucleotide messenger RNA. RefSeq lists its product as uncharacterized. The record is from RefSeq and is a predicted model, not a curated record. The transcript is spliced from 2 exons. Bases 981 to 1841 code for a protein of 286 amino acids. Lineage: Eukaryota; Fungi; Ascomycota; Dothideomycetes; Mycosphaerellales; Mycosphaerellaceae.